Molecule: messenger RNA, 2592 nt
Organism: Bathycoccus prasinos
Lineage: Eukaryota; Viridiplantae; Chlorophyta; Mamiellophyceae; Mamiellales; Bathycoccaceae
Product: BNR/Asp-box repeat protein
Exons: 1
Coding region: 1-2592 (863 amino acids)
Source: RefSeq, a predicted model, not a curated record
AUGACGGCGAUUCCAACCUUAUUCGCUUUGAAAAGAACGAGACGAGGACGUGGGUGUUUUUUCGUUUUCGUUUUUAUCGUUUGUGCUGCGGCUUUCUUUGUGUCCACCCCGGUUUCCGCUGAUGUUUCUGUGACAGACCCCUGGGAAGAUUCUGAUGAUUUUGGAGUGCAACAACAACAAGAACAGUUCACGAGAGGAAGACUCAGACGGAGAGUAACGACUCGAGACGAUGAAAACGAAGAGGACGACUUUGCCGCGGUGUCGUCAUCGUCUGUAUCAUCAAAUCACGAGAGCAGCAGUAGUAGUAAAAGUAGUAAAAUGAAAGCAGUGUUGAACGUGUUGUUGGAACGGUAUCGAAGCAGGCACGACAUAAACGACAUCGAAGACGAAGGAGAGCUUUCGACGAACGCGGAGGUGAAAAGACUCGUGUUUCCUACUUCACGUUUGAACAACGAAAAGGAAAACGGAGGAGAUGUGGGAGAACACGCUUUUGAUGAUUUAGACGCGAUGAUGUUAGGAGGGAGCGGCGAGAGCGCCGCCGGUACUACCACGACGACGACGACGAGUAACUCCGUCGAUGUCGUCUCGAGCGAAGAGCGAUACAUCGAUCAUCAGGCGUCGAUCGAAGCGACGGCGAUGAACCACGACGGAGAAACGGACGACGCGAGUCAUUUGCAGAAGGAGAAGGAGAGAGACGAGAAGGAGUUGAAGAGUGCGCAAGAGCUGAAGAACACGGCGGCGACGACGACUUCUUCGAUGACGACGACGAGUGAAGCUGUCAACGCAACCUCGGUGAAAAAGAGAGCGUAUAGUUACUGGCUCGAUCGAGAAUUGGAUCCGGCGUUAGGCCAAAUCGCUUGGAGAGCAAUGCCGGGAGACGCUUUCAUUCUCCGCGCGCAAAAACGAGCGAAAGAGAACCCGUCCAACUUGAACUUUCAAGAAGAGUUUGCCAAAGCGAUGGAAAUUGACUUCCCAGACGUGGCGAGGAAAGCCAUGCUGCCUCUCUGCGACUCUCCUCCGGAUAAAUUCGACGAAAGCGCUUUACCGAAAACUAUGACAUCGGGAAACGCCGUUUGUAAACCGCGCGAUUUACACGCCACGCCGCACUGUUUCGAUUGCGAUUUAAACUCGGAUCUGUCCGUGUCCGCGACGUGUAUAUCGCACGCGUGGGUGCAAAAAUCCUCCGAAGAAAUGAAGUACAUGCACAUGGCGUCCAUAGUGAGUUUAAAAAACGGCGACUUGCUCGCCUCUUGGCAACAAGCGAAAGAGAGAGAAGGCGACGGGGAUCAACACAUCGCGCUGUCGUUAUCCAAGGACGCCGGGAUCACGUGGUCAGCACCGACUCGAUUGUUUGGUCUUCGAUCUGACUCGGCGCGCGCCGGCGGCGACGGUCCCAUGUGGGGUCCAUCCAUGAUGAAGGACGAAGAUGGCGUCAUUUCCUUAUUCUAUUCGCAAUCGAGCAAAUGUCGCGUAAAUCCAGAGUUGAGAGAGGAUGGAUGGAACCCUGGAGGAGAUAUUCUGAUGACCCAAUCGGAAGACGGCGAGGAUUGGUCCUACCCAGUUGUGCUCUCGAGCCAAGGCGAAGGUUGGCCGUUAGUCACCGCGAACCCACCGGUCGUCAUGCGAUCCGGAUCGGGAGGUACGAAUUGGGCCAUCCCGGUUUGGAGAGAAAGCCCGCGAAAAUCCACGUGCGAUCCGCAAGCGCAAAUGCGAGCGAUGAAAGAGCUGAACCCGUUAAUUAACGACGCUUUAUCCGCGGGCGUUUUACGAGGCGACGUGUCGUGCACGGAGGAUAAAAACAGAGCCAGGCGUCUGUGCAAAGCGUGUAAACACGAAUUGUCGCAAAAAGGCUUCGAUACGUGUUUAUCCUUAAAAUGCCCAAACGUGGCGAAACAAAAUCGCAAGUGCGAAGAUCGUUCGUGGACGGAACAGCUGACGUUAUCGAGCAACAACACGUGGCUCAUUGAAGGUACCAUCGUGCGGUACAAAGAACGCGAACUCGUUCAAUUCUUCCGAACGGCUACGGGUAAAAUCUACCGCUCGGAAUCAGACGACGGCGGCAUUAGCUGGACCUCCGCGGGGCCUAUUGAACUCCCGAAUCCAAACUCGAAAAUCAACGCCAUCGUUCUCUCCGACGGCCAAACCGCCAUCGCCUACAACUCCCACGAUCGACAAUACGGAUUAAAACAAAUGCGCGUCAACUUAACCGUGGCGGUUUCUCCCGACAGAGGUAAAAACUGGGCCGUGUUGGCGCAAAUCGAAGAAGUCCCCGGCUCGCGCGCCUAUUACGCCUCGGCUCCAAUAAACAGGCCAUUAGUCCAUUACCCGACCAUGUUACAGCGAGGAUGCCAUUUAUACGUCGCUUACUCCGUCGCUUUCAAAGAGUGGGAGAAAAAGGAGAACUCAGAAGCUGGAAUACGCGUCGCGCGGUUGGAUUUGAACUUCUCGAGGCGACGGUGUCAACAUUCUCGAUGCGUCAAGGAACGCGCCAAGAAAGAUCAGGAAAUCGAAAGGUCAUCAUCAUCUAUUAUUAUGGCGUCGUCCUCCUCCUUAUCCUCCUCGUCCUCCUCGUCCUUUGAACCAGGAGAAUAA